Lentinula edodes (shiitake mushroom) is the source of this 1045-nucleotide messenger RNA. Its product is annotated as fructosamine kinase. The transcript has 6 exons. The coding region runs from base 72 to 950 and encodes 292 amino acids. NCBI's taxonomy places the organism in Eukaryota, Fungi, Basidiomycota, Agaricomycetes, Agaricales, Omphalotaceae. The record is from RefSeq and is a predicted model, not a curated record.
UGCUUAUGUAGAAAUUUCUCAUCGGUUACACUGGGGAAUCAAGUGGAUGAUGUCAUCCAGAUAUUCUCACCAUGUCGCUGCCAUCUAUUAUUUUGAACGAGCUUGCAAAAAUCGAACCCUCAGCAGAAUUCGCCGGAAGAUUAGGUGGAAGAGUCCAGUCAUCCAGCGGAAAGGUAUACUUCGUGAAGUUGGGCACUUCUGAUGAAGCAGAGCAAUAUAUCGGAGAGGCAGAUUCCUUGAGGGCGAUCAACACAGGUGCACCAGGGUUAGCCCCCAGAGUAUUUGCAACCGGAACCUUCGAGAACGGAAGGCCUUUCUUUAUUUCGGAGUACAAGGACAUAUGCAAUCUCACAGAAAAGAGUGCUGUAAUCCUCGCCAAAAGGCUUGCCACAGAAAUGCACAGUUAUCAAAGUCAAUAUGGUUUUGGAUUUGAAGUGCCGACUUAUUGUGGAGCGACCAGAAUGAAGAAUGGAUGGUAUGAUAGCUGGGAAAAAUGUUACAGUGAAAUGAUAGGCGAUUUAUUGGAAAAGUUGAAGAAGAGAGGUCGGUAUGAAAAAUUGUGUGCGAAGGGCGAGUCUAUCACAAAAGAUGUAAUACCUAAGCUUUUGGGGCCGCUUCAGAUCGAGCCAGUCAUCCUUCAUGGUGACCUUUGGAGCGGAAAUGUCGGAGUUGACAGUGCAACACGAGAACCGGUCAUUUUUGACCCGUCGUCAUUCUUUGGGCACAAUGAAGCGGAUUUGGCCAUAGCCAGAAUAUUUGGGGGAUUCCCAGCGUCCUUCUUCGCUGAGUAUCACAAACACUUACCCAAAACAAAACCGGAAUCCCAAUACGAGUUGCGUGGCCAUUUGUACGAGUUGUUCCAUUAUUUGAACCAUACGGUCAUCUUCGAGGGUGGAGGAUAUGAAUUCAAUGCGUUGCGGAAGAUGGAUAUUUUGAUAGAUGCAGUCUAGAGACAGACGAAGAUUAGAGCUCGAAGGACUAGAUAAACUUGUACUGAUUUUCCGAUGUUGAUAAAUUCAGGUAACUUCAUCGUUGAAACGUAAAC